Molecule: messenger RNA, 2075 nt
Organism: Globicephala melas (long-finned pilot whale)
Lineage: Eukaryota; Metazoa; Chordata; Mammalia; Artiodactyla; Delphinidae
Gene: GPAA1
Product: glycosylphosphatidylinositol anchor attachment 1
Biological process (GO): attachment of GPI anchor to protein
Cellular component (GO): membrane; GPI-anchor transamidase complex
Source: RefSeq, a predicted model, not a curated record
GCGCAGCGGCGUGAGGGCCGUCGGGACCGGAAGUGGGGGCCGGCGUGCAGCCCAGGGUCUGACAGGAGAGGCGUGCCCGGCCGGCGGCCGUACCUGACAGCGGGAGCGCGGUCCCGGAGCCGCCCGGCCCUGCGAUGGGCCUCCUGUCGGACCCGGUGCGCCGGCGCGCGCUUGCCCGCCUCGUGCUGCGCCUCAACGCGCCGCUCUGCGUGCUGAGCUACGUGGCGGGCAUCGCCUGGUUCCUGGCGCUGGCUUUCCCGCCGCUGACCCAGCGCACUUACAUGUCGGAGAACGCCAUGGGCUCCACCAUGGUGGAGGAGCAGUUUGCGGGCGGAGAGCGUGCCCGAAGCUUUGCCCGGGACUUCGCUGCCCACCGCAGGAAGUCGGGGGCUCUGCCAGUGGCUUGGCUGGAGCGGACGAUGCGGUCAGUGGGGCUGGAGGUCUACACGCAGAGUUUCUCCCGGAAACUGCCCUUUCCAGAUGAGACUCACGAGCGCUAUAUGGUGUCGGGCACCAACGUGUAUGGCAUCCUUCGGGCACCGCGCGCUGCCAGCACUGAGUCCCUGGUGCUCACCGUGCCCUGUGGCCCUGAGUCUACCAACAGCCAGGCUGUGGGGCUGGCGCUGGCGCUUGCUGCGCACUUCCGGGGGCAGAUUUACUGGGCCAAAGACAUCAUCUUCCUGGUGACAGAACACGACCUUCUGGGCUCUGAGGCUUGGCUUGAAGCCUACCACGACGUCAAUGUCACUGGUAUGCAGUCAUCCCCUCUGCAGGGUCGGGCUGGGGCCAUCCAGGCAGCCGUGGCCCUGGAGCUGAGCAGUGAUGUGGUCACUAGCCUCGACGUGGCUGUGGGGGGACUCAACGGACAGCUGCCCAACCUGGACCUGCUCAACCUCUUCCAGACCUUCUGCCAGAAAGGGGGGCUCCUGUGCACGCUGCAGGGCAAGCUGCAGCCCCAGGACUGGACAUCAGCGGACGGGCCGCUGCAGGGUGUGCAAACGCUGCUGCUCAUGGCUCUGCAGCAGGCCUCUGGCCACCCCCACGGCGCCCACGGCCUCUUCCUGCGCUACCGCGUGGAGGCUCUAACUCUCCGUGGCGUCAACAGCUUCCGCCAGUAUAAGUAUGACCUGGUGGCGGUCGGCAAGGCUCUGGAAGGCAUGUUCCGCAAACUCAACCACCUCCUGGAGCGCCUGCACCAGUCCUUCUUCUUCUACCUGCUCCCCGCACUCUCCCGCUUCGUCUCCAUCGGCCUCUACAUGCCUGCCGCCGGCUUUUUGCUCCUGGUCCUUGGUCUCAAGGCUCUGGAACUGUGGAUGCAGCUGCAUGAGGCUGGAGUGGGUCCUGAGGAGGCUGGGGGGACCCCUGGGUCCAGUCCUCCCCUCCCUGCAGCACAGCGCGUGGGGCUGGCCUCGCUCGUGGCACCCUUGCUGAUCUCCCAGGCUGUGGGCCUGGCCCUCUACGUCCUCCCGGUGCUGGGUCAGCACGUGGCUGCCCAGCACUUCCCCGUGGCCGAGGCAGAGGCCGUGGUGCUGACGUUGCUGGCCGUCUAUGCAGCUGGCCUGGCCCUUCCACACAGCACCCACUGGGUGCUGAGCACACAGGCCCCAGACAGGAGCUGGAUGGCGCUGAAGCUGGUGGCCCUGAUCUACCUGGCACUACAGCUGGCCUGCAUCACCCUCACCAACUUCUCCCUGGGCUUUCUGCUGGCUGCCACCAUGGUGCCCGGCGCUGCACUCACCAAGCCCUCCGGGCCCCGGCCACUCUGUGCUGCCCUGCUGGUGCUGACAAGCCCAGCAGCUACGCUCCUGGGCGGCCUGUUCCUGUGGCGGCAGCUGCAGGAGGCGCCGCUCUCCCUGGCCGAGGGCUGGCGGCUCUUCCUGGCCGUGCUGGCUCAGGGCGUGCUGGCGCACCACACCUAUGGCGCCCUGCUCUUCCCGCUGCUGGCGCUGGGCCUCUUCCCCUGCUGGCUCCUCUUCUGGAAUGUUCUCUUCUGGAAGCGCUGAAGGCAGGUGGGAAUCCCCCACGCGCCCCACGCUCUUCCCUUCCUGGGAAAUAAACAGUUCUGCUUAGCUGCC